Messenger RNA from Dicrocoelium dendriticum, 324 nucleotides. The record is from the annotation of a GenBank genome assembly. NCBI's taxonomy places the organism in Eukaryota, Metazoa, Platyhelminthes, Trematoda, Plagiorchiida, Dicrocoeliidae.
UUUUCUACGCACUCAACCGCCACUGAAGCCGUUUUACAGGAACACAAUUUUCCCGAGCACAAUUUACUGAGUAACCGGGUCUCACUUAACCGACGCUCAUUGACCCAACCUCCAGUGAAUUCAGAACCGGAACCUGAGUCCCAGACACGAAUCGAAAUGACUUAUGGAAUCACCGUGAAUCGUAAGGCGCUCAUCACUUGUGAAAUAACGCUGGGUACGGCUGAUUCAACUGCAACUGUAUCUGAACAAUCAACUAGCGCCGUGUACCUUAUCUGCCCACAGGUGAGGGAACCAUUAUUCCCACAAUUCUCUCUAAAUCGCUAG